AUGGAAAAAGCUAAAGGUGGAAAAAUUUACCAAUCAUUUCUUCCAGUAUCUAAAUUAUCUAAACUUUCUCCUCGCGUAUCCCCCGGAAUUUUAAUAAAGAAUACUACAGAAUUCCAACUCCCAAAAAUAUGUGUUAAUAGAAAUGCUUCAAUUUGGAAAAUUUGUAAAGCUAUUCCGUGUACACCUUAUAUUGACAAGCCUAACUGGAACUAUCCACGUACAACAAUGGCAGGGGAAAAGACAGGCGACUUUGUCAAUCGCGUAUUAGAAAUAGCCUGGGGUUCAAAUCCACCUUCUGUAGAUCUGUAUCUACGUAGUGGAUGCAAUGGGAUUAUGGAAAUGAAAUAUCUGUUUCAAAGUAUCGAAAUAUUUUGGCCACGCUUUUUAGGAUCUAUUAUUAUUGUACUUGAUGCCGGUGACGAAGCAAUUUUAAAAUAUCUCUUGCCUGAAAAACCGGCGCAUCAUUACAUCAUUGAAUUUGAACAUACUCCAUGUGUUCCUGGUCGUGUUUUUAAUCAAUACAGUUAUUUAAAUCUUGAUCGACAUUCCUCUGCCGACUACGUGGUUACAAUUGACAGUGAUUGCAUUCUUCAUUCACCUGUCACACCAGAUCUUAUUUUUCGUCAAGGCAGAGUAAUAUUAGCCUCUUCACGGACUUUUCAAAAGGAUAUUUGGCUAAAAUCGCUUGAUGCUAUGCUAGGUGUCGGCAUGUAUGAUGGACACUAUAUGGUGACACAACCAGUUACGUUUUCUCGAUCAACAUUCUCCUCAUUUCGCCGAUGGUUCCAUGAAUCCAAAGGUAAAUGCUACGAAGAUCAACUUUCACAAUUGUCGCCAGCUCACUACGAAAUGUUUUGCUGGAUGUGCCAACUCGGAACAUACCUUGAAAAGGGGAAUCCUGGUCAAAAUGAGUAUAAAAAGUAUUGGUUUCAGCACUUAGACAACAAUACACUAGAACCAAUCUUACGAUACUCGAUUCAUGUCACAUAUGAACCUUAUGGGUCUGAUCAAUGUUUGGUACCAAAAUGUUAUGAAAAAUCUGCCAAUGAAGCCAUCCAACAAGGAUUAUGCCGAGCGUUUGGUUCGUCCAUAUUUCAUUUCUGCGGCAACUAUUCGCAUUCGAAUUAUAUAAACAAUGUUACAUUCUUAUAUGCACACGCAGAUAUUCAAGCAGCUGAUCAAAAGUCCCGGGAAAAUGCACUACUUAGCUAUCUUAAGCGCCUAUCAGAUGUAACCAUGGCCGCGUUACAUAGAUCACAGUAAACACAAACAAGUUUCUGAAGAUUUGAAACUCUAUUGGUUCAUAGCGAGCGCAGACGUUCCUCUUGUUAAGCCACAUCUUCUCAGCAAAGUUAUUCACAUACAUUGUGAUGAAAUUUACUGUUUUUUGAACAAUUUUAUAGGGUGGGGAAUGAGUGUGAGUGCGUAUGGAUGGGUUAAUGUCAGUGUGGGUGUGGGUGUGGGUGUGGGUGUGGGUGUGGGUGUGGGUGUGGGUGUGGGUGUGGGUGUGGGUGUGGGUGUGGGUGUGGGUGUGGGUGUGGGUGUGGGUGUGGGUGUG
Rotaria sordida is the source of this 1558-nucleotide messenger RNA. The record is from the annotation of a GenBank genome assembly. NCBI's taxonomy places the organism in Eukaryota, Metazoa, Rotifera, Eurotatoria, Philodinida, Philodinidae.